This is a messenger RNA of Patella vulgata (common limpet), 3559 nucleotides long. Its product is annotated as AP-3 complex subunit beta-2. Lineage: Eukaryota; Metazoa; Mollusca; Gastropoda; Patellidae. The record is from RefSeq and is a predicted model, not a curated record. Gene Ontology annotation, cellular component: membrane coat; AP-3 adaptor complex. Bases 253 to 3465 code for a protein of 1070 amino acids. The transcript has 24 exons. Gene Ontology annotation, biological process: intracellular protein transport; vesicle-mediated transport.
AAUGGAUUUAUGAUGAAGGAUUUAAUUCGAUUAAUAAUCUAUCGUUUUGACACUAUUGAGUUCACAUGGGAUACGAAAAUGUAGAGUAUUUGUGACCAUAUGGCACGUGUCGCUUAACUUAUGAAUAUUUAUGAGCAAGGACCGCCUGACUUCCGGUAUUGGAUGAAAAACAUGUCAAAAUCAUCACAUAUUUUCUGAUCGUAUUGUUUUGUUUCUGAAUUUUAUUAAUUAGUGGCCAUAUUGUGAUUUUCUAUGUCUGCAGGUAUCAUGGCGGGAAAUGGCUUCCAAACAUCCUAUGCGAACGACAAGCCCCCUUCCUCGACUGGAAGUGGAGAGGCAGCAGAAAUGUCAACAGACCCUGCCAGCAGUAGCUUCUUUACAAGUGAUUUUAAAAGGCACGAGGAUUUGAAAGCAAUGCUUGAUAGUAACAAAGAUACUCAGAAGUUGGAGGCAAUGAAGAGAAUUAUUGGGAUGGUGGCUAAAGGAAAAGAUGCAUCAGAUUUAUUCCCUGCAGUUGUAAAAAAUGUGGUCUCUAAAAACCUUGAGAUAAAGAAAUUGGUGUAUGUAUAUUUAACAAGAUAUGCUGAAGAACAACAAGAUUUAGCCUUACUAUCUAUUAGUACAUUUCAACGAGCCCUGAGGGAUCCUAAUCAAUUGAUACGAGCCAGUGCUUUACGAGUUUUGUCGAGUAUUCGUGUAUCUGUUAUUACACCAAUAAUGAUGUUAGCUAUAAAGGAGGCAGUGAUGGACAUGUCCCCUUACGUGAGGAAAACGGCAGCACAUGCCAUACCCAAACUAUACAGUUUGGAUCCCGAAGUUAAAGAUCAAUUAAUUGAAGUUAUAGAAAGAUUACUGGGCGAUAAAACAACACUUGUAGCGGGAAGUGCCAUUCAAGCGUUUGAAGAAGUUUGUCCGGAGAGAAUUGAUCUGAUUCACAAGAAUUAUCGUAAACUAUGUAAUUUGUUAGUAGAUGUAGAAGAAUGGGGACAAGUUGUAAUAAUAAAUAUGUUAACCAGAUAUUCCAGAACACAAUUUAUUAGUCCUAAUCAAGCCGAUGGACCAGGAGAUGCCGACCGUCCAUUUUAUGAAGAUUCUGAUAAAGAGGAAGAGGAAGAAGAAGUGUCAGAAAUGAAGAAGACACCAUAUAUGAUGGAUCACGAUCACCGAUUACUUUUACGUCAAGCUAAACCUCUUUUAAACAGUCGUAACGCUGCCGUUGUGAUGGCCGUCGGACAAUUAUAUCAUCACUGUGCUCCUAAAUCAGAAGGAAAUGUCAUGGCAAAAGCUUUGAUUAGAUUGUUACGUAGUCAAAAAGAAAUUCAGUAUGUAGUGUUAAGUAACGUGGCGACUAUGACAAGUAGAAGAAAAGGAAUGUUUGAACCACAUUUAAAAAGUUUUUACAUCCGUUCUAGUGAUCCACUACACAUCAAAUUAUUAAAGCUGGAGAUAUUAACAAACUUGGCUACCGAGAGCAAUAUUUCUACCAUACUGAGAGAAUUUCAGACAUACGUAACUAGUCCAGAUAAAGAUUUUGCUGCAGCUACUAUACAAGCUAUUGGUAGAUGUGCCAGUAAUAUAGCAGAAGUAACAGAUACCUGUUUAAAUGGUUUAGUUCAUCUAAUGUCGAACAGAGAUGAAAGUGUUGUUGCUGAAAGUGUGGUAGUUAUAAAGAAACUUCUACAGAUGAGGAAAUCUGGACACAAACACACGCCCUCGGAACACAAAGAUAUAAUAGUUCAUAUGGCCAAGAUGGUUGACAAGAUAACUGUACCAAUGGCCAGAGCUUCAAUCUUAUGGUUAAUUGGUGAAUACAGUGAACGAGUUCCAAAAAUUGCUCCUGAUGUUCUUAGGAAAAUGGCUAAAGGAUUCAUCAAUGAGGAGGACAUAGUUAAACUACAGAUAUUAAACCUGGCUGCUAAACUGUGUAUAACCAAUGCUAAACAAUGUAAAUUACUAUGUCAAUAUGUCUUUAACUUAGCCAAGUACGACCAGAAUUACGAUAUCCGCGAUAGAUCCAGAUUUUUAAGACAGUUGAUCUUACCAGGAGAAAAUGGAAGUGCUCUAGCUAAAUAUGCUAAAAAGAUAUUCCUUGCUACAAAGCCAGCCCCUGUACUCGAGUCAAAAUUUAAAGAUCGUGAUCAUUAUCAAUUGGGAACGUUAUCACAUCUAUUGAAUAUUAAAUGUCAUGGUUACCAGGAAUUACCAGAAUGGCCAGAAGUGGCACCAGAUACAUCUGUUAGAAAUGUAGAAGUUGUGAUGCCAUAUGUUCCUAAAGCUCAUCAUGUUCAACACAAGAAAAAGAAGGAAAGCAAGUCGUUUUAUUCGGAAUCUGAGUCAAGUCAGGAAGAAGAAACGGAAGACAGUAGUGAUGAGGAGGAGGAUGAAAGUAGUGAUGAAGAUUCUGGUAGUGAAGAAAAUAGCGAUGAUUCGGAAAAAGAUAUAUCUAAAAAAGUAUCAAGUGAAGAAGAAUCUGAUUCCGAUGAUGAUGAGUCAGAUAGUGAAGAUUCCUCAGAAGAAGAUUCUAGUGAUGAUAGCGUAGAAAAAAUUGUUACACCUGUUAAAAAGCAACCUAAAACAAAGACGAAAGCAGCAACAACAACAAAACCAACAACAAGUUCUGCUGAUCUAUUAUUAGAUUUAGAUGAUUUGGGUCCAUCUAGUGGCAGUAGUGUGGCUGUGACUCCAGCAGGUGGUAAUAUGUUAACACCGACUCUCGCUACUGGUAUCAGUAAUAUAUCUAUACAAGAUACACCUCCUGCUCAGAUCAUUCCACCUUCUAUUGUACAAGCCAAGUCGUAUGAAUUGUUGAAUCGUAUGACAGGAAAUGGUUUAAGUAUAACGUAUCAAUUUACUCGAACAGUUUCUGUUUUUUCUCCUAAAAUGGUGUCAAUAGAAUUAAAACUUACCAACAAUAGUGAUGACACGUUGACUAGUAUUAAAAUAGGCGACAAGAAAUUACAGUCUGGUAUGGAAAUACAAGAAUUUCCAGAAAUCGGUUCCAUGACAGCAGGAAUGUCAACAACUUGUCUGAUUGGUAUUAAUUUUAACGAUACGAUUCAACCAGCCAAGUUUGCUAUCUGUGUUGGUGAUAAUAAAUAUUCUGUUAGUAUAACGGCUCCUGUUGGGGAAUUAAUUCAACCAUAUUCCAUGUCUAAUGCAGAAUUUAACACUCAGCAAGGGAAAUUAUCUGGAAUGAAUGAAAAUUCUGGUAAAACGGUGAUUGGCGUAGAAAAAGAUGCAAAGUCUAUUUGUUUAUGUGUUCAUUCCGUAGCUAAUGUUAUACAAGUUCCUGGUAGUGCUGAAAAUGUCUACAGAUUUUCAGGAAAGACUGUGGGUACCGGAACCAUGGUUUUAAUGUCUGUGGUCGUUGCCGACGAUAAUGCUAAAAUAACGGUUAAUUGUGAAAAAAUGGUUAUUGGAUCCAUGUUGUUAAAGGAUUUAAAGACAUCAAUUGCCAAAAGUUAAAAUAUAUAAUGUUUGAGUUUGAUUAACCAAUCAACAGGUACUUACAGCAAUUAUAAUAAACAAUUAAUUACACACAAUAAAUUAUUAAAUAUUU